CGCGAUAAGGUUCCAACAUUGGUCUGUCGUCGUCGGUGUCGUCUGGUGUGGCUGCGGUUGCUUGGUUGCACAGGAGGUGUGCGAGUCUUCCAUUUUGGCGGUAGUGAACAGGAAAAUAGCAACUGAACACGGAACUGAACGCACACGCGGAAAAGGAGAAGCGAAAUGUCCUACUACUCAUCCUCCCGGAGUUCCUCCCGGAACCUGGAGUGCAAAGUCUACGUCGGGGACUUGGGGAAUGGAGCAGCCAAGGGAGAGCUGGAGCGGGCGUUCAGCUACUAUGGACCUCUACGCACCGUGUGGGUGGCAAGAAACCCUCCAGGCUUCGCAUUUGUGGAAUAUGAAGACGCCCGGGAUGCAGAAGAUGCCGUGAAGGGAAUGGAUGGAAAAGUUCUCUGUGGGUCACGCAUACGUGUGGAAUUGUCAACCGGUCUGUCUCGGAAGUCUCGUUAUGGCCGGCCCGGACGGCGCUCGUUUGAUCCGAAUGAUCGAUGCUACCAGUGCGGGGACCGUGGACACUACGCAUAUGACUGCUACAGGUACAGCAAGAGGGGUGGCAGUCGACGCAGCAGGUCUCGGGAGAGAUCCAGGUCCCGUUCAAGGUCCAGGGACAGGGACAGGGGACGAAGGUAUCGCUCACGAUCUCGCAGCCGCAGCGGUGAAAGGAGGUACCGCUCCCCGUCUUACUCCAGACGCCGUAGCAGGUCUGGCUCUCCUGCACGGUCCAAGUCUAGGAGUCCUGUGCGCAGGGGUAGGUCGCGGCCGUCGCGCUCUCACUCGCGCUCUGCGUCACGUCCUCGUGGCCGUUCACCGUCUCGUUCCCGAUCCAGGUCUCGUACUCCCAGUGCUAAGAGAGAGAGAAACAGAGUGUGGGAGUCGACGACGGCUCAAGCACUGACCAGGGUUCAUCCUUGCUGUGUAAAACGUCCUUCGGGAGGGUGAGAAAAAUGCCCUGAGAAUCAGCUCUCCUCCUUCGCCCCAUCGUGGUCUCAUGAGAUCGUCCAACCGACGCAUGUUCUGACUCCAGACGCAAUCUGCACCACAAACAACACGCACACAGUUGUUGCACCCGCACCCGCACCCCACCCCCUCAUCCCACCUCCCAGAAAUCUAUGCCCCACUACAGCCAACUACCGCAUCUACUACUACUACUGCGAACCAAAGCUACGCAGAGAGCUACAGAAAGAGAGAGAGUGUCAGUCAACCACUAAUGACCCCCCCGACCCCCCCACACCGCUUCAAAUCUGCAGCCCUGUGAAUGCUUAGCUUGUGUGUGAGAGAAAGAGGGAAAACAGAGCUGACGAGAGAGAUCAGACUUCAAGACCUUCCGAGUGUGUCUUCAAGUUCUAGCAUCCGUCGCGUCUGUGUACAUGUUGUUUCUGCCACUGUCUUCAAAG
Molecule: messenger RNA, 1397 nt
Organism: Engraulis encrasicolus (European anchovy)
Lineage: Eukaryota; Metazoa; Chordata; Actinopteri; Clupeiformes; Engraulidae
Gene: srsf7a
Product: serine and arginine rich splicing factor 7a
Exons: 8
Coding region: 166-942 (258 amino acids)
Molecular function (GO): RNA binding; zinc ion binding
Source: RefSeq, a predicted model, not a curated record